This is a messenger RNA of Camelina sativa (false flax), 2177 nucleotides long. NCBI's taxonomy places the organism in Eukaryota, Viridiplantae, Streptophyta, Magnoliopsida, Brassicales, Brassicaceae. The record is from RefSeq and is a predicted model, not a curated record.
UGACCUUCCCAACAAAAAAAAAAAACGUAAUUUGUAACCAUUCCCAUUCCCAUUCCCAUCAUCUUCUCCAUAAAGUUGUUACCUUUAAGUGUGUUCUAAUGGAGAUUCAUUCUCUUCUACUCAUAUAGGAGUAUUUUUUCUUCUUCUUCUCUCUCUCACUCUAUCUUGUUUCAUUUAUUAAGCUUUCUUCUUACACGCUUUUUAAGAUAAUUAACAGUCACGGGUCCUUAAAAUAAAAGGGUGAUCGAGAGAAGUUGAAGAAUCAUGACUAUUGUGUUUCGUUUUUGAUCCAAAGGGUCAUCUAAUUUUGCCAUUUUUGUUCCAGGUAACGCAUUGUUGUUGCCAAUGGGGUGGCUAACUAAAAUCCUUAAGGGUUCUAGCCAUAAAUUCUCAGAUGGACAAUGUAACGGAAGAUAUAGAGAGGAUAGAAACUUGGACCGUCCUCGUUAUUCGGCGGAUGGAUCUGAUUUUGACAAAGAAGAAAUUGAAUGUGCUAUUGCACUCUCUCUUUCUGAACAAGAUCAUGUCAUUCCACAAGAUGACAAAGGAAAGAAAAUAAUUGAAUACAAAUCUGAAACCGAAGAAGAUGAAGAUGACGAUGAGGAUGAAGAUGAAGAAUACAUGAGAGCUCAGCUAGAAGCAGCAGAAGAAGAGGAAAGACGGGUAGCUCAAGCUCAAAUCGAGGAAGAGGAGAAAAGGAGAGCUGAAGUUCAACUAGAAGAAACAGAGAAACAAUUAGCAAAAGCUCGAUUAGAAGAGGAAGAAACGAGGCGUGCUAAAGCUCAACUGGAGGAAGACGAGCAACUUGCUAAGGCCAUUCAAGAAAGUAUGAAUGUUGGAUCUCCUCCUCGAUAUGAUCCAGGAAGUAUAUUUCAACCAUAUCCCUUCCUCAUGCCAUCUAAUCACAGGAUAUGCGCCGGUUGCCAAGCUGAGAUUGGACAUGGAAGGUUUCUGAGUUGCAUGGGUGGCGUUUGGCAUCCUGAAUGUUUCUGCUGCCAUGCAUGUGAUAAGCCCAUCAUAGAUUAUGAGUUCUCAAUGUCAGGAAAUCGGCCUUAUCACAAAUUAUGUUACAAGGAGCAGCAUCAUCCUAAAUGUGAUGUUUGUCAUAACUUUAUUCCGACAAAUCCAGCUGGUCUUAUUGAGUAUAGGGCACACCCCUUCUGGAUGCAAAAGUAUUGUCCUUCACAUGAGCGUGAUGGAACUCCUCGGUGUUGCAGUUGUGAGCGAAUGGAGCCGAAAGAUACAAAAUAUCUCAUUCUUGACGAUGGUCGAAAAUUGUGUCUUGAAUGUCUCGACUCAGCCAUUAUGGACACUCAUGAAUGCCAACCACUGUACAUUGAUAUACGUGAAUUUUAUGAAGGCUUACACAUGAAAGUGGAACAGCAAAUUCCUAUGCUCUUGGUCGAGAGAUCAGCUCUAAACGAAGCUAUGGAGGGAGAGAAACACGGACAUCAUCAUUUACCUGAAACUAGAGGACUUUGUUUGUCUGAAGAACAAACUGUGACCACGGUGUUAAGGAGACCAAGAAUUGGGGCAGGCUACAAGUUAAUAGACAUGAUCACGGAGCCUUGCAGGCUGAUACGCCGCUGUGAAGUCACUGCAAUUCUAAUUUUAUACGGACUUCCUCGUUUAUUAACUGGGUCAAUCCUUGCUCAUGAGAUGAUGCAUGCGUGGCUUCGACUAAAUGGGUAUCCAAAUCUUAGACCAGAAGUGGAAGAAGGUAUAUGUCAGGUUUUAGCUCACAUGUGGUUGGACUCUGAGACUUACGCUGGCUCUACAUUAGUAGACAUCGCAUCUUCCUCUUCUUCAACAUCAUCCGCUGUGAUUGCAUCAUCCAAGAAAGGUGAGAGGUCUGAGUUUGAGAAGAAACUUGGUGAGUUUUUCAAGCACCAAAUCGAGUCAGAUUCUUCAUCGGCAUAUGGGGAUGGGUUCAGGCAAGGUAACGCGGCAGUUCUUAAGCAUGGUCUGAGGCGAACCCUCGACCAUAUACGCUUGACGGGUACAUUUCCUUAAAGGGGAUAUAUAAACUUUAAAGAGAGAAGAAGAAAGCAGCUCUGUUUUAGUUUUUUUACUUCUUAGAGUAUACUGAAAAGAAAAAGAAGCAAAAUGUAUAGGUUUCAAUACACACAAUUUAAGAGUCACAAAGUUUCCACUCUUUAAAGUAAAAAUUACCUACA